GACAUCCAUACGAUUUUAAAGUGCUUUGCAUUAAAAACAGAAACAGCAUCACUUCUCUCUGAAGUAAUCCAAUACUGAUAAUUAAUGUCAAACUGCACGCUGGAGCGGCACCAUGCUGCCUCGCUGGGUGAAACAUUGCUAAUGGAAAGAAAGCCUUAUAAGAUCCAGCUGAUCCAAAUCCCCCUAAAUGCAGCAUAAUGCCUUCAAAAGUGUCAUGUUUGUACCUGUUGACAGUGGUCUGCUGGGCGAGUGCUCUCUGGUACCUGAGCAUAUCCCGCCCGAACACCACCUAUGUCGGCCACAUGUCUAUUCCUAUACGUAAGGUUCCAAAACCCCCCCAAAACAUCACGUUUACCAACAUCCACACCCGCCCCCUUAACCCACAUGCCUUUGAAUAUGUCAUCAAUGAGCCGAAGAAGUGUGAAAGUGCCGCUCCCUUCCUUAUCAUCCUCAUUAGCACCACCCACAAGGAGUUUGAUGCACGGCAGGCCAUCCGGGAGACCUGGGGGGACGAGAGCACCUUCGGGGACAUCCGCAUCCUCACCAUCUUUCUGCUGGGCUGGAACACGGACUCCAUCUUGAACCAGAUGGUGGAGCAGGAGAGCCAAAUCUUCCAUGACAUUGUGGUGGAGAACUUUAUUGAUUCCUACCACAACCUCACCCUCAAGACCAUGAUGGGCAUGCGCUGGGUGACUACCUUCUGCCCCAAAGCGCAGUACAUCUUAAAGACAGACAGUGACAUCUUUGUCAACAUGGACAAUCUCAUCUACAAACUCCUGAAGCCCACCACCAAGCCAAGGAGGAGAUAUUUUACUGGCUAUGUCAUAAACGGUGGUCCCAUUAGGGACAUGCGCAGUAAGUGGUACAUGUCCAGGGACUUGUACCCCGACAGUAGAUACCCUCCUUUCUGCUCGGGUACUGGCUAUGUGUUCUCUUCAGACGUUGCGGAGCUCAUCUAUCAGACUUCAUUACACACAAGACUGUUGCACCUGGAGGAUGUGUAUGUGGGAAUGUGCUUGCGAAAGCUCGGUAUACACCCGUAUCAGAACAGUGGUUUUAAUCACUGGAAAAUGGCCUACAGUCUGUGCCGGUACAGGCGGGUUAUCACCGUGCACCAGAUCUCCCCGGAGGAGAUGCACCGCAUUUGGAACGACAUGUCCAGCAAGAAGCACCUGAGAUGUUAGGGGACACGAGGACCACUUAACAACAACUUCCUUUUUGUGUUGCCUUUUCCUCUUUUGUUUAACUCAUCACAUUGUGUAAUGUAAAAUAAAAGGCCUGCUGCGAGUCUUCAUGACAGAUGUUUUCAUAUCUAUUUCUGCUGAUUGCACACAUGAUUGUUAACGAAUGCAUGAGGCUUGUAGCGUAUUCUCAUGCAUAAUCAAAAUGUGGCGUUUGUUACUGAGACUAAUUUUGUUCAUGUAUUCCAGGUGCAAAUUUAAGCAUAAUAUUCUUUAUGUGCAUUAAGUCAAUCAGCGUUGAGCAUUGCGUAGUGUGGCCUGAUGGGUAGAGACUGUGUUUCAGACGACCUUAGUUCAAGCUCACAUUCACAAGUGUCCUUGAGACACUGGAUCUGUAACAGCUGCAUGGCUGCUGACUCAGCACCCUGA
Trematomus bernacchii (emerald rockcod) is the source of this 1610-nucleotide messenger RNA. RefSeq names its product UDP-Gal:betaGlcNAc beta 1,3-galactosyltransferase, polypeptide 1b (gene b3galt1b). The coding region runs from base 198 to 1184 and encodes 328 amino acids. Gene Ontology annotation, cellular component: membrane. The record is from RefSeq and is a predicted model, not a curated record. Lineage: Eukaryota; Metazoa; Chordata; Actinopteri; Perciformes; Nototheniidae. Gene Ontology annotation, molecular function: N-acetyl-beta-D-glucosaminide beta-(1,3)-galactosyltransferase activity. The transcript has a single exon.